AUGUCUCAAGAAAGGAAUAAUUUUUUACUAUCUGACAGAGUAAAGCCAUAUGGACAAAGCUCUAAAUUGAUUAAUUUAAUUAAGAGUAUUAUAAAGGAUUAUCCAUAUGAAUCUGUAUUUCGUGAAUUCUUACAAAAUGCAGAUGAUGCGGGGGCCAAAAUUUUUCGUGUUACGGUUGAUGAGCGUUCAAUGAAUCAAAAAUGUGAAUCUUUAAUAACCAAAGAAAUGGCAAUUUGGCAAGGUCCAGCAAUCUGGAUAUAUAAUGAUGGAAUGUUCAAUAAACAUGAUUUUAAUUCUCUACUUAAUAUUCAUGAGGGUGGAAAACGUGAUGAUUCUACAAAGAUUGGAAAAUUUGGAAUUGGAUUUAAUUCAUGUUUUCAUUUUACUGAUGUUCCUAGUUUUGUUAGUGGCAAAUAUAUCUCAUUUUUGGAUCCACAUGAAAAAUUUCUUCCAAAACAACGUGGUAUUCAAAUUAAUUUUCUUGAUGAAAAUUUUAGAAAUUUAUUCAAUGAUCAAUUAGCACCAUAUGUUGGAAUAGAAGGUUGUAGAUUUGAUCAAGAAUAUAAAGGAACAUUAUUCAGACUUCCACUUCGUAUUUUUAGAAGCGAAAUUUGUGAUGAAAUGUUCAAUAUCUCGGAUAUUUUAAACUUUUUAGAAAAAUUAAAGUCAAAUGCAAUUUCCGAAUUGAUCUUUUUUCGAAAUAUCCAAUCUUUUGAAGUUAAAAAGUUAUCUAAAACUUCUCAACCUAAUCAAACUGAAUUGUUAUGGAAAAUUGAUAUAACUAAUAAUGAUGAGGAAAUUCAAAAGAUAAGGCAUCAUACAAACGAAGAAUUUACUUCAUUUUGUUUAAACAUAGAAUUUCAAGAUGGUAUUGAAAUAAGUUCAAAGUUAUGGCAAGUAUGCAUCGGAGGAGUUUCUGUUGAGUCGGAAGAAUUAACUAAAUUCGCAAAAUGUCAUCGAAUGUUACUACGGGGAGGCGUUGCUGCUUCACUUCCUUUACAUCCAACUGAAAGAGCAGUGGAUGGACGAUUAUAUUGUUAUUUACCACUACCUCAAAUGACUCACCUACCGGUACAUCUUAAUGGGGACUGGGCAGUAUCAUCAGAUAGAUCUACGGUUCUUUUAGAUGAUGAUUCAUUGGUUGAAAUGGAUAAAUCUAAGUUAUCAUGGAAUAAACAUUUGCUGUUAGAAGUUUUGCCUAUUAUAUAUGCAAAAUUUUUAGUGGAUGUCGUAGAAUAUUUUAUCGAUAAUAACAUCAAUCACGAGCAAAUUUUGAAAGAUUUGUGGCCUUUACCACAUAACAAAGAAAAGGCUGCUACUUAUAUAAUACAAUUUGGUAAGAGAGUUCUUAAAAAUCUUCCAAUAGAUAAGCCUCUCUUUCGAUCAGCUAAUGGAAAUGGAUCAUAUGUCUCUUUGAAAGAAGCGUUCUUUGAUAGUGAUGCAUUUAUCAUUCGCAUACUUUCUGAAUAUAGUAGUGUGAACAGUGUGCAUUUACCAUCAGAAAUGUUAGAUGAUUUAAAAAAUGUAGGUGUUGAAUGGGCUCCGAUCCCUGCAGAAAUGGUUAGGGAAAAUCUCCGGAACAUAGAUCUCUCAAACCAAUUUAGCGAUGAACAAUUGAUAAAGUUGCUUUUAUUUAUUUUAGAAGAUAAUGAUUAUGAAGAUUUACAUGAUAUUAAUUUGAUUCCACUUGCUGAUAUGACUUGGGGCAAAUUUGAUAAACGAUCUAAGCAAAGAUAUAUGGCAACAGUUGAAGAACGUAAUUUGGUGCCAAAUGUGGAUUUAUCCAAUUUUGUUCAUGAUAUAUAUAGUGAUGAUGAUAAAUUGAAACAAAUUUUUGAAAGUAAUGAAUUUCAACAGAAAACCAAUGUAAGAAAAUUUAAUGCCAUAUCUCUUGGGAAUCUUUUACAAUAUGAAAUUCCAUUUGGGCGGAAAAUACCAAAUUGGGAUCCUGAAUCAAUGGACAUUCCCAAUAAAAUUUGGUUAAACAAAAUUUGGAAAUUUAUUUUGGAAUCAAACGUUAGUUUGGAAAGAUUUUUACGUUAUCCACUUUUAGAGGUUAUACGUCCAACAAAAGAAUUGACAUUUUUAGACCCAGGACAUCCCUUAAUGGAAUUACCUAAAGAUGACACGCAUUAUGAAGAAUUGAUUAAAAUACUUGAAGCUUUAGGAAUUAGAUUUACUAAUCAUCCUUGGAAUGAAAAAUUAAAUGACUAUAUCUAUAAAUGGACACCAGAAGAAGUUUUAAAAUCAAUACAUCAUGCAGAACAAAAUGGCAAAACCUUUGACGUUUUGAAUGAUAAAUCUAAGAUUAAGGCGUUAAGAAAUUUUAUUAUUGAAAAUUGGAAUAGGUUUAGUUUAAGUGACGGAACAAUAGUAAAAACUGAAUUUAAAGAUAUUUUACGUAAGUUACCAAUUUGGCCCACUUCAUGUGGACAGUUUACGAGUUCAGCUAAUGGGUUCCUCCCACCAGAUGGCAUUGCAAUGAAUUUUAAAAACUAUUCAAAUAAACAAUUCAUUAACCCUAAAAAAGAACAUCGUAAAAAGAUACUGAAAGCAUUGGAUACUCCUUACAUAGAUCUUGUUAAUUAUUUACAAAAUUAUUAUGAACUUCCAAGGGAAUGUCAUGAGAAUCACAUUAAAUUCAUUAUAAGCGUUUUAAAAUCGAAAGAAUUCAGCCGAGCUGAGAGUUGGAUCAAAGAUAAAGCUAUAUUUCCAAAUAAAAAAACAAAGAAACUUAAAAACGCAAGGAAUCUUUACGAUUAUAGAAUUCAAUUAUUUCAAAUUACUUUUGAAGAAUCGGAUCUAUUUCUCCACGAUGACAUUCAAAAUGAUGAUUAUUGUUUAAAUAUUCUUAAAAGAAUGGGAUUUAAAUAUGAAGUAAAUCAACGAACUUUUCUCGAAUGUGCAGGAGCGAUUGUAAAGUAUACUCACGAUCGAAGACCCCUAUACAACCUGUUAUAUCGUGCUGCAACUAUAGUUAAUUAUCUUUAUAAUAACAUAGAUGAACUUGGUUUUUCUGAUGUUGAAUGGUAUGAUGGAUUGGCAAAUUUAGAGUUCGUUCCAGCAGAGAUGUGUAUUGAAUCUCCUUAUUCAACAAAUGCAAAGAUCCCCAAAAAGUUUGAAAGUUUUGGUACAUUGUGCUUACCUAAAUAUAAAACAAUAGCUUUUACACAAGCGCCAAUAUUUCAUAGUAGCGUAGUUCCAAGUUCUACUUCAUCAAUAUUCAAAAAGUUUAAGAAUUUUGGAAAGCCUCGUGCCGACAUAGUUCUUGAACACUUACGUGAGGUAGCCUCGAAUUUAAUAAAUUCUAAACAGUGGAUGCCUGAAGAACGUCUUCUAAAACAGGUUAUUGAUGAUAUCUAUACUACACUCAACGAAGAAUGUACCGAGUAUACUCUUACGGAGUCAGAUUUUUAUGAAGGUGAAAGAAUUUUUUUAAACAUGUACCUAGGUGAAAAUAUUUUUGAUGAAUCAAAUUGGGUAUCAGCAGAUAGCUUAGUUAUUGGCACUAGUCGGUUGGAUCAAAACUUUAUCAAACCUACUCUUGUAAAGUACAAAAAUUUAUUGAAAGUUGCAGGGGCCGGUGAAAUAAUAAGGCCUAAUAUUUAUGAUUAUAUUCAAGUCAAACAAAAUAACGAUGAUAUGAAUAUUAGGUCCAUAAACCUUGUAAAGUCACUUCAACAAUUAUUGGAUGAACAACAUUCACUUAAUGAUGUAAUAUUUACUGUAGACCAAGAUGACCAAGAUUUUAAUGAUGAUUUGAAAGAAAAAUGGAAAAAUUUUACAGUUGAAUAUGGUGAGAUUCGCGCAAAUAGAUAUGUACUUGCAGCAGCUUCAAAUCGUUUCAAGAUUGCAUUUUCAAGUGAUUAUAGAGAUGGCGAUCCGUAUAAAAUAGCAAAAAUUCCAAUAUGUGCCAUCAAUCCUGAAUCAUUUACGGUUUUGUUAAGAUAUCUAUAUGCUAUGCCACUUGAUAUGGCUAUUAUAAAAAAUAAUUCAGAUAACAAUAUCUUUAAUAAUAUUAGUAGCAGAACUGAGGAUUAUUAUAAUGAUUAUUACGAUAAUCAAGAUGAAAAUAUUGUUAAAGAAAAGACAAGACAAUUAUCUAUUCUACUAGAUUUGUUGAUAGCAUCUGAUUAUUACGAAAUAGCCGACUUGAAAACUGAAGUGAUAAGGAAAAUUAUCAGUGAUGGUUACGUUGAACGUUCUAAUGUUGAUGAUAUUUUUGACUAUGUUAAUACUAAUACAAAUAAUGCUGACUUGCUUAUUAACUAUUGCGAAGCAUUUAUGGAAUUGAAUAGCAGUUUAAUGUAA
Racocetra persica is the source of this 4311-nucleotide messenger RNA. The record is from the annotation of a GenBank genome assembly. NCBI's taxonomy places the organism in Eukaryota, Fungi, Glomeromycota, Glomeromycetes, Diversisporales, Gigasporaceae.